CUGGUCAGUCAGAUGACUUGACUUGAGAAGAGCGCAGACGCAGAAGGACGCAGAUAGAUGACUUGAUUAGUUGCGACUUCCCACUACGUUCAACGCACUUCACUAUUUCGCUCGGCUUGACGUCCCGCCGACACUCGCCGCAGAGGCUUCCUACCAGUUCUCAAGGAUUUAUUUCAAGUUGAUCAAGAACAUGGAGUGCAAGAGCAUAGCCGUCGUUUUGGCGUGUGCGCUGUUCGCCUGUGCCCUGGGCGAUAAGAUCUCAGCUGGAGCGGAACCUACUCCUUCUCCCACUACGCCGUCUGCUGCCACUACUUCGACAGAUGCCCCAACUUCAACUAAAACCCCGCCUUCAACUUCAACUGCUGAGCCUACUACCCUUCCACCUACUACCACUCCUGCCCCUGAGCCUACUACUACCCCUGCUCCUGUGACCACCCCUGCUCCUGUAACCACCACAGUUGCUCCUCCUCCAUCUGAUGGGAGGGGUAACUGGACUGUGUCUGAUGGCAAUGUAACUUGUAUUGUGGCCCAGAUGGUGAUUUCUGCUAAAUUUAACUAUGCUCUCCAAACUCCCAACAAGACUGCCAACAAGGAGAUGUCUGUGCCAGUCACCGCGAAAGCUUCUGGUAUUUGUGAUGCUACCACCCAGAAUGUAAAACUCUCAUGGGAGAAAAACAGUAUUGACAUUACGUUUGGCAAGAAUGAUACUACUAAAAUGUACUAUGUGGCCAAUUUUAAACUUGAAGUCUUUGCUGACAACGCAAGUUUCCCCAACAUUUCUUCUGAUUUGGUAAACAAGACAUACACCUUGGUCAGCAGCUCUGAUGUCUUCAAGACUAAUUUCAACCAAUCUUACCGUUGCAUCCGCGAGGAGAGUCUUCCUCUAACUGGCAACAUGAGUGCUGCUCUUAUCUUGAACAAAGUCCAGCUUGAGGCCUUCCGCACCAAAUCUGACAAAGUGUUUGCAACUGCCCAAGAUUGUGAAUUGGAUACCCCUGACAUCGUUCCUAUCGCGGUAGGCUGUGCCCUUGCAGCUCUUGUGUUUGUUGUCCUGAUUGCAUAUCUUGUUGGACGCCGCAGAUCUCAAGCCCGUGGAUACCUUAGCAUGAACACGGCCCGGGAAUGUUCUUGACCUGAGCAUAGAAGU
Frankliniella occidentalis (western flower thrips) is the source of this 1147-nucleotide messenger RNA. RefSeq names its product lysosome-associated membrane glycoprotein 1. The transcript is spliced from 6 exons. NCBI's taxonomy places the organism in Eukaryota, Metazoa, Arthropoda, Insecta, Thysanoptera, Thripidae. The record is from RefSeq and is a predicted model, not a curated record. Gene Ontology annotation, cellular component: membrane. Bases 191 to 1132 code for a protein of 313 amino acids.